Molecule: messenger RNA, 2904 nt
Organism: Colletotrichum graminicola M1.001
Lineage: Eukaryota; Fungi; Ascomycota; Sordariomycetes; Glomerellales; Glomerellaceae
Product: ATPase
Exons: 2
Coding region: 1-2904 (967 amino acids)
Cellular component (GO): nucleus
Molecular function (GO): ATP hydrolysis activity; ATP binding; DNA binding
Source: RefSeq, a predicted model, not a curated record
AUGCCGAGCGCCUCAUCGCCUAUUACCUUUCCCGCCAGUUCCUCACCACCGGCCACGAAACGCGCGAGGCCUGCAGCUGUCGAGCACACGAGACCGAAACCGAAGGUCAGCAGCGGAUUUCUCCUCGACGACGAUUCCGAUGACGCCGACAGUGACCAACAGCCUCCGCUAAAGAAGCAAUUUGUUGAUUUUAGCGCCCGCAUUCAACGUUCAACACCCGUCACGACGGUCCCAGAGGAAGGCAUAGCUGAGCCGAUUGCAUUAGCGCCUCAGAAGACCAGCGAUCCCGCCAUAGCCAACCCACCACAGGUCGCACCACCCGAAAGGCCAUUAAGCCUUGCUUCGGCAUUACUCAGCUCUACACCAUCGUUUUUAAGGUCCUCCCGAACCUUUAAGCUCACAACAUGCGCCGGGACGUCUACUACAAUCAAGCAACGGAAGCCAACGACGAACACCUCUUACGAGACCAUCAUCGCUGCGAGGUCCAAGACGAAGGAGGGGAAAGCGAGACGAGCAUACUACGGUAUAGACAUCAACGAACUAAUUGAUGCUGCAAAACAAGAAGAUUCCGAGUCACGUCAACCGAGGAGAAAGGAGACUGAUGUGCCGGUUCGCUCGGUGGAACAGCCAGUUGCCGGCAAGCAACACAAGAAGACACUUUUGUGGACCGAGAAAUACAGAGCCAGGAACUUUCUGGAUCUUUGCGGUGACGAUGGUACCAACCGAAUGGUCCUUCGUUGGCUAAAGCGCUGGGACCCCAUCGUGUUCCCUGGUGUUGCGAAGAAAGCCCCCAUUGUACGGAGACCCGGCAUGAAGCAGGUUCCGGAGGAAGAGAAACCACACAAGAAGAUACUAAUGCUUACGGGACCACCGGGUCUCGGAAAGACUACUUUGGCCCACGUCUGUGCCAGGCAAGCAGGGUACGACGUGAUGGAGGUCAACGCCAGUGACGAUCGAAGCCGAGACGUUGUAAAAAACCGGAUACGAACCUCCUUGGGCACUGAGAGCGUUAAGACUGUCGAGAACAUAAAAACAAAAGACGGGGAAACACAGCAAAAGGUCGCCAAACCGGCCUGCGUAAUUGUUGACGAAGUCGACGGAGUUGUUGGCGGCUCUGGCGCCUCAGGAGAGGGCGGCUUCGUCAAGGCGUUGAUUGACCUAGUGCUACUUGACCAGAAAAACAGCGCUGGUGCCUCCAAUGCCUCUGGUCGGAAGAAGAAAAAGGGCGAUGACUUCCGGCUGAUGCGCCCGCUCAUUCUUAUCUGUAACGACGUUUACCACCCCUCUCUCAGGCCCCUCCGGCAAUCCGGCAUGGCGGAGAUUAUUCACGUUGGCAAGCCAGGCAUCGAUGCUGUCGUCACGCGGCUGAAGACAGUGUUUGACAAGGAAGGCAUUCCCUGUGAAAAGGACGCGGCCCGCAAAAUCUGCGAGGCGGCCUGGGGCAUGACGAGCGGCAUCGACGCAAAGCGCGGCGCAGAAAGCGGGACGGAAGGUGAUCUCAGAGGAGUCAUGGUUGUUGGCGAAUGGGUUGCAGGCCGAUUUAAGGCCGCCGCCGGAUUUAACGAUCGACUGACAAGGCAGUGGCUUGACCAGAAUGUGCUCUACGAUCUCACCAACGGUGCUGGAGGAGCGAGGGGGCUCGGACGAGGAAGCACAAAAGACAUAGUAACGCGUGUUUUUCAGGAGGGCGGCGGUUUCCCGAAGCAAGCCUUGGACACUUCACAAAACUUCAAGCACAAGCACGAACAACCCAAAAGUCAGCUUGGCUUUGCAGAGUAUCACAAGAAAAACGCGAUGGAACGGCUGCGGCACAUGGUUGACACCAGUGGAGAGGUCGAGCGGAUCAUGACCGACAUCUUUCUGGAGUACCCCAACCGGGAGUUCAAUGACGACUCUUUCUUGUCGAAGCCAAACGCUGCGUACGACUGGAUGAACUUUUUGGAUACCUGUUCAUCACGCACAUUUGGAAGUCAGGAGUGGGAGCUGGCGCCGUACCUCAGCCAACCGAUUCUGGCCUGCCACAACUUAUUCGCCUCGUCUCGCCGACAUCAGGUCACCAUGGGUUACGACAAGAAAUGGGGCGGCGGCGAGGAGGACAAUGAGCCACCUGUACCAUUCUCUGGACCCCGAGCCGAUUUCGCCGCCCACGAAGCGCAGAAGCAAAACAAGGCCAUGCUUCAGGCUAUUCAGGCACAGCUUACUCCCACACUGGGACGGUCAUUCCGAAGCGUUGAGGAUAUAUCCACAGAGUUCAUGCCAUACCUAGUCCGCAUGGUGUCACCAGACGUAAAGCCGGUUGUUAUUGGCGGCAGCAACACAAGCACAGCUAGUGUGCGGAAAGAAACGGAGAAGGUCAUGGUGAGGCGGGCCGCCGAGGUUAUGGCCGAGGUCGGGAUUGUCCUUCAAAAGGGCAAGAUUGAAACCGAUUCGUUGGUAAACAGGGGGCCGCAGUGGGUGUACCGCAUGGAACCUGAUCUUGAUGCCCUCGCAGUGUAUGAGACGGCGGGCAACCUGGUACUCUCUAGUCAAGCCCCAACGCGCUACGCCGUGCGACAGGUGCUGGACCAAGAGCUGCAAAGGACCAUUGCCCUACGCGAAGCCGCGGCCCGCCAGGCGCGAUUCAAAGCAGGAGGCCCCGUGGAGUUCGAGGAGAUCCCCGUGCACAAUAAUAAUGAGGACAUUGUCAAGGAACAGGCGAGAGUACUCGAGGCGAGUGUAAAGAGGGACUUUUUCGGACGCAUCAUACCCGCGCGACCGCUGGGGGCGGUGAACGGGAACGCUAAAAGGAGAAAGGAACAGAGCCACGAGAAGAGCGACAACAAGGUUUGGGUCACGUACCAUGAAGGUAUGAAUAACGCCGUCAGGAAGCCGAUUACUCUGGAGGAGUUUUUGAAAGGCUUGUAG